AUGGCGGAGUUCUAUCGUAGUGGUAACAUAGGCGAUGAGCAGCAUAUAGCCAAGCCACAUGUUACGCAGAUGUCCCGCGUCAUGUUUGGUCUGAUACUGGAACAUCCAGAUUUCGUCGAGCACGCCACCGAAACACAGCGGUUACUCAUGAACAGGUUUUCUAAUAGCAACAUAACG
This is a messenger RNA of Perkinsus marinus ATCC 50983, 177 nucleotides long. RefSeq lists its product as hypothetical. The annotation marks the transcript as partial. The record is from RefSeq and is a predicted model, not a curated record. Lineage: Eukaryota; Perkinsozoa; Perkinsida; Perkinsidae. The transcript has 2 exons.